AUGUUACGAUUCAACAAUUCUUCUAGUUUAUUGAAACAAAUCAGGAAAAUUGCCACCACUUCUAUUAAUAUGUCAUCAAAAUUAUCAAGCAACCACACCUCUGGAGGUGAAGAGCCAGUUGUAUUGAGUUCAGUGAAAAACCAUGCUAGACUUAUUACCCUCAACAGAGUCAAGAAAUUGAAUUCAUUAAACACAGAAAUGAUUGAGUUGAUGACCCCACCAAUUUUGGAUUACGCCAAAUCAAAGGAAAACAAUGUUAUCAUAUUGACUUCAAAUUCCCCCAAGGCUUUGUGUGCUGGUGGUGAUGUUGCUGAAUGUGCCGUUCAAAUCAGAAAGGGAAAUCCAGGAUAUGGAGCUGAUUUUUUUGACAAAGAAUAUAACCUCAAUUAUAUCAUUUCGACUUUACCAAAACCAUAUAUUUCAUUUAUGGAUGGAAUCACUUUUGGAGGAGGUGUUGGGUUAUCAGUACAUGCACCAUUUCGAGUAGCAACUGAAAAAACCAAACUUGCUAUGCCAGAAAUGGAUAUAGGAUUCUUUCCAGAUGUCGGCACUACAUUCUUUUUACCUAGAUUAAACGAUAAGUUGGGAUAUUAUGUGGCUUUGACAGGCUCUGUUUUGCCUGGAUUAGAUGCUUACUUUGCUGGAUUUGCAACUCAUUACAUUAAGUCUGAAAAAAUCCCUCAAUUGAUCAACAGAUUAGCAGAUUUGCAGCCACCAGCAAUUGAAGGUGAUAUUACCGUCCUAUCGGGCAACAAUCAAUAUUUCAAUCAAGUAAAUGAUAUUUUGAAUGAUUUUAGUGAAAAGAAAUUACCCGAAGACUACAAGUUUUUCCUUUCCACUGAAGAUAUUGCAACAAUAAACAAAGCAUUUUCUCAAAACACUAUUGAUGAUGUUCUCAAAUAUUUGGAGAAUGAUGGAUCUCCAUUUGCCAAAAAGACACUUGAAACAUUAUUGAAAAAGCCCAAGAGUUCAUUAGCUGUAGGGUUUGAAUUGAUGAACCACGGAGCAAAGAAUUCUAUCAAAAAACAGUUUGAAUUGGAGAUGGUUUCUGCAACUAAUAUCAUGAGUAUCCCAGCAGACCAAAAUGAUUUUGCUAAAGGUGUUAUUCAUAAAUUAGUGGACAAAAUCAAGGAUCCAUUUUUCCCUAAAUGGAAUGAUCCAAGCACUGUUACUCAACAAUUCCUUAAAAACAUCCUCAGCACAUCGAAAAACACCGACAAGUAUUUGAAAGCUCCGUUUAUCAAAAAAUGGUUCGGCGUCGAUUUUGAGGACUAUCCACACCAAAUGGGAUUGCCUACAAAUAAACAAGUUGCAGAUUAUAUUUCUGGAUCAGAUGGAUCUAAUAGAACCUAUUUACCAACUCCCGCGGAAGUUUUCAAACAUUUUAAACAAAAGACAAAUAAUAAAUUGGGUGUCGAGGAGAAGAUUAGACAGAUAUUGGAUUUACACGGCGAAACCGCCAAAUACGAUCAUAAGUAUGUUACUUGGAAAGAAGAUCCCACAAAAUAA
Messenger RNA from Candida dubliniensis CD36, 1509 nucleotides. RefSeq names its product mitochondrial 37S ribosomal protein mS47 (gene EHD3). Bases 1 to 1509 code for a protein of 502 amino acids. Lineage: Eukaryota; Fungi; Ascomycota; Pichiomycetes; Serinales; Debaryomycetaceae. Gene Ontology annotation, biological process: L-valine catabolic process. The transcript has a single exon. The record is from RefSeq and is a predicted model, not a curated record. Gene Ontology annotation, molecular function: 3-hydroxyisobutyryl-CoA hydrolase activity. Gene Ontology annotation, cellular component: mitochondrion.